AUGUCAGAAACAGCUUCCACAUCUCUCAUUCGAGAUUUCAAAUUUGAUCGUCUCCUCAAUCAAGAUCAAGCAGGACUCCGUUCCAUUCUCUGCGGUCACAUCAAUAACAAACCAUGCAUCCUAAUCCUCGAACGCGCUCCAUUUCCCACCUCUACGGCCUAUUUGUCCUCUUUCUCAACUGCUCUCCAAUCUCUUGAGAACCUCGGCGCAAACGACAUCUACUAUUGGUAUUUGGCCAACAAUGGUCCUUCGCAAACAACCGAACCUACGGAUCUCAAGAUCAAUCUCAUAUAUCCAUGUACAGAGCAGCAUAUCAAGAAAUACAGCAAGCAGGGAUUUCGCAUGGUCACUGAAACCCCUCAGAUUUAUAAUGAGAAAAUACGCCCGUACAUGCAAGCCAAACGAGAAGGAGGUAGAUUAAAUUGGGUAUACAAUAUAAUAGAGGGCAAGACGGAAGUUGAAGAUGUUAUAUUUAGAACUCCGCAGGGACGAGAUGGAGAUGAGGGAUUUUUGUUAUUGCCAGAUCUGAAUUGGGACCGAAAGACGAUGGAAGGGCUCCAUUUGUUAGGAUUGGUAGAGAGGAGAGAUAUAUGGAGUUUGAGAGAUCUGAAGAAGAAACAUGUGAAAUGGUUGAGGCACAUGAGACAAAGGUUUUUAGAGGCUACGGUAAAAUCAUGUGAAGGUUUGGAGGAGGAUCAGUUGAAGUUGUAUGUGCAUUAUCAACCGACGUACUAUCACUUCCAUGUGCAUAUUGUGCAUGUCGCAUUGGAGGCGGGCGCAACACAGGCAACUGGAAAAGCAAUAGGACUAGAGAGUAUAAUCGAGCAAUUGGAGACAAUGGAGGGGAAUGAGGAGACGGGGAUGGAAAGAUUGUCCUUGAAUUACACAGUUGGAGAAGCGAGUGAGUUAUGGACGGAUAUCUUCGAACCUAUCAAGACUGAUGGUACAAAGACUCAACUGCAAUGA
Molecule: messenger RNA, 966 nt
Organism: Sclerotinia borealis F-4128
Lineage: Eukaryota; Fungi; Ascomycota; Leotiomycetes; Helotiales; Sclerotiniaceae
Source: the annotation of a GenBank genome assembly